Molecule: messenger RNA, 522 nt
Organism: Penicillium canariense
Lineage: Eukaryota; Fungi; Ascomycota; Eurotiomycetes; Eurotiales; Aspergillaceae
Exons: 1
Coding region: 1-522 (173 amino acids)
Source: RefSeq, a predicted model, not a curated record
AUGCCGUUACCACCUUAUACCUCAGUUCCGAUCAUUAACGCUCUUGUCAUACGUGCCGCUGCCCAAGGCGCCCGCUUCGACAAAGCACAAGCAAUGCUGUCAGGGAUUCUCAACUACUACUUUCCCAUUUCAGGUGGCUUUCUCGUGGCGUUCAGCCAGGACCGCUAUCGCGUAUUCCCUCCCUACUUCUACAUUCGCCGAAUGGGCCGUUCUCUUCAAAGCGUAACAGAGCUUGAGCAUUACGCCAUGGUGUUGAUUCUCAACAACGUGGAAAGCGAAGUCUGGACAGUGGAGCUGCUUCGCAUGUUGCAAACGGUUGUUCCGGAGCACCGAGGAUGCUGGGUCAUUAUAUUUGACAUGGGGGAUAUGAAGUUUUUCAAGUAUCACCAUGGCCCUGUGCUGACUUCCACGAACUUGAUUCCCUUCAAUCAGUCCGGACUUGCUUCGGGCAAGCUUAACGUCCAGCGGGACGAUGAUGCUAUCGACCGAAUUUUUGGUUACAUUCUGCAGAAUGAUCCAUAG